Messenger RNA from Eriocheir sinensis (Chinese mitten crab), 4720 nucleotides. RefSeq names its product phosphatidylinositol 3-kinase catalytic subunit type 3-like (gene Pi3K59F). Gene Ontology annotation, biological process: phosphatidylinositol-mediated signaling; endocytosis; autophagy of peroxisome. Bases 112 to 2883 code for a protein of 923 amino acids. NCBI's taxonomy places the organism in Eukaryota, Metazoa, Arthropoda, Malacostraca, Decapoda, Varunidae. Gene Ontology annotation, cellular component: peroxisome; cytoplasm; membrane. Gene Ontology annotation, molecular function: 1-phosphatidylinositol-3-kinase activity. The transcript has 6 exons. The record is from RefSeq and is a predicted model, not a curated record.
GUUUACUCGCUCAGCUGACUCCGAGCGAGGCAGCGCAGUGACAGUGAGGUGGUGCGCCGUGCGUCCCGUACUGCCGUGCCUCCCGUGCCUCGCCCAUGGCACCCGCCCACGAUGGAACCUGACAGUGACAAGUUCUGGUACGUGCACAGCUGCGACCUGGACGUGAACAUACAGGUCAAGAUUGGCACCUUGGACGGGCGGCGAGAGAAGCCCAACUACGAGGCCCUCCUGAAGGACCCGCUGCUCAAGUUCUCGGGGCUGCACCAGGCGGCCUGCUCCGACCUGUACGUGUCCUGCCAGGUGUACGCCGAGGACAAGGAGCUGGCCCUGCCCGUGCGCACCUCCCACAAGGCCUUCUCCGCCCGAUGGAACUGGAACGAGUGGCUGACCCUGCCCCUGCGCUUCAGUGACCUGCCCCGCAAUGCCGUGCUGGCCCUGACCAUCCAUGACUGCUAUGGCCCCCGGCGCAGCGAGCCCAUCGGCGGCACCACCAUCUCCUUCUUCGGCAAGCAUGGCGUCUUCCGGCAGGGCCUCCACGACCUGCGGGUGUGGCCCAACACUGUGGCGCAUCCUGAGAAUACCCCGGGCAAGGUGCAGGACCCGGGCAAGGACCAGAUGCAGCGCCUCGCCAAGCUGGCCAAGAAGCACCGGAAUGGCCAGAUGAUGAAGGUGGACUGGCUGGACCGCCUCACCUUCCGGGAGAUCGAGCUGAUCAAUGAGCGGGAGAAGCGGUCGUCCAACUCCAUGUACCUGAUGGUGGAGUUCCCGAGGGUGGAGCACGAGGGCGUCAUCUACUCGGUGGUGUGGUGGGAGCGCGGAGACCAGGACGAGUACGAACACAGGACCAGCGGGAACAUCGUGCGCAUCCCGGACCCAGAGAUCGCCUUGGAGAACCUGCAGGAGGCCAAGCACCACCGCCUAAACAGGUCUCUCCGCUCUGGGGUCACAGACAAGGACCUAAAGCCCAAUCUCUCCAUCCGCAACACUCUCCACGUGAUCAUUGAAUACCCGCCCACCAAGCAGCUGACCAGUGACGAGCAGGACAUGGUCUGGAAAUACCGCUUCUAUCUCAGCAACCAGAAGAAGGCGCUCACAAAAUUCCUGAAGGGCGUUAACUGGAAGCUGUCUGGGGAGGCCAAGCAAGCCAUUGAGCUGCUGGGGAAGUGGGUGCCUCCAGAUGUGGAUGAUGCCUUGGAGCUGCUUGGGCCGGGCUUCACACAGCCUGAGGUGAGGCGCUAUGCUGUGGAACGCCUCGGUCUGGCCUCAGAUGAAGACCUCUUACUCUACCUCCUCCAGCUGGUGCAGGCUCUGAAGUACGAGGCUCUGGACAACAUCGACAUGAGCCUCUGUGAUGUCUCCCACUACUCCUCCAGUGACACAAGUGGGCAGACCGAAGACACCGUGUCAGAGCACUCGUCACAGCAAGACAAGAUGGCCAGUUCUGCGGGGUCAACCAGUGCUGACCUAACCCAGUCAACCUCAUCAUCCCUUGAGGAGAGCGAGGCCGCCACCAUCCAGCGCUCGCCUUCAUCAUCACUCUUGGUAGAACAGGACAGCUCGGACCCGUCAGCUGCAGUGACGGAUUCUGUGCUGCUCCCAGAGUUGGCUGAGGGGGAAACAGAGCUGGACUUGGCCUCCUUCCUGAUCCAGAGGGCCUGCAAGAACCCUACACUGGCCAACUACCUCUACUGGUACCUGCAGGUCGAGUGUGAGGACCAAGCGGUCGGCCUCAAGCAUGAUGCAAAGGUACGUGAAAUGUACUUGUGGGUGCUGCGUCGCUUCAAGUUGGCCCUCCAGCAGGGGAGCCGCGAGGCACGGCAGACCAGGGCGUCCCUCGCCAGGCAGGACCACUUUGUGGACCAGCUGGUGUCCCACGUCAAGACUGUCUCUAAGGAGAGUGGAAAUCGUGUUCGCAGGAUGGAGAAGCUGCAACAACUACUAUUUGCCGACCCUGAUAGUACAAAAUUUAACUUUGCCAACUUUGAGCAGCUUGCCCUGCCAUUGGAUCCUGAGAUCCAGGUGAACGGCAUCCUCCGGGGGGGCGUGACGCUCUUCAAGUCCGCCCUGGAGCCCUGCCGGCUGGCCUUCAGGACGGCCACCGAGGAGGAGUAUGUGGCAAUCUUCAAACACGGGGAUGACUUGCGGCAGGAUCAGCUCAUCAUUCAGAUCAUCACUCUGAUGGACCGGCUUCUGAGGCGUGAAAACCUGGACCUCAAGCUCACGCCGUACAAGGUCUUGGCCACGAGCAGCAAACACGGCUUCGUCCAGUUCAUUGAGUCCCGGUCGGUGGCAGACGUGUUGCGUGUCGACGGGGGGAUCCUCAACUUCUUCCGCAACGUUGCACCCUGCGAGACCGGCCCAUACGGCAUCUCCUCGGAAGUGAUGGAUACCUACAUCCGUUCGUGCGCCGGCUACUGCGUCAUUACCUACCUCUUGGGGAUUGGGGACCGCCACCUCGAUAACCUUCUCCUCACACAUAACGGCAACCUUUUCCACAUCGACUUUGGCUACAUCCUUGGCCGGGACCCCAAGCCUCUCCCCCCUCCGAUGAAACUGAGUCGGGAGAUGGUUGAAGGGAUGGGCGGGACGCACUCCGAAUUCUAUCUCGAGUUCCGAAAGUUGUGCUACACUGCUUUCCAUCAGUUGCGGCGCCAUUCCAACCUCAUACUCAAUCUUUUCUCCCUCAUGGUGGAUGCCAAUGUGCCAGAUAUUGCCCUCGAGCCUGAUAAGACAGUGCGAAAGGUCGAGGACAAGUUCCGUUUGGACCUGAGUGACGAGGAGGCUGUGAGCUACAUGCAGAUGCUAAUUGAUGACUCUGUGAACGCGGUAGUCGCAGCGGUGGUGGAGCAGCUACACAAGUUUGCACAGUACAUCAGAAAGUGAGGUGAAGGGACUGAGAUUUUAGGCGAUAGAGACAUUUGAGAGGAAAGGACGUGUUGCAUAAGGAUGUGUGGAAAUGUUAAACUAGAGGAAUGUUUUCAAUAGUGAGGUGUAAGUUAGAGAUUAUAGGUGAAAAAGACAUUUGAGAUGAAAGUGUGUGUGGAAAAGGUUAAUUAGGACAAAUGUUUUUAAGAGAGAGGUGAAAGUGAGAGACUAAAGGUGAAAAAGACAUUUGAGAUUUAAGUGUUGCAUAAGUGUGAGGUAAAGUACAGUAAUGUCUGUGUAAAGAAGGCUAGUGGAGGGUGUAUUAGGGAAAGGUCAACCAGGAAACGAUAAUUGAUAAGGAUUUUGUACAUCGUUGGUUUGUAUGUUUUGUGUGUAUAUACAUGAGGGUGAGUCACUGAGAAGCGCAGGAGAAGAUUUUUAAGUAAAGAGUUUGUGGUGUGAGUGGAUGCAUGUAGGAACAAAUGAGAAAGUUAUAAAGUUUAUGAAAAUACAUGCAAGUUUUAUCCGAAAUAUAUACCGUGGACCCUUGAUUUUGCAGACUUAAAAGUUGGGUCAGGGUUGUCUGGAAAAAUUAGAAAAGUUAAAUUAUAAAUGAUCUUGAGUAGUAAACAUUUCCUGCAGCAAAUGCCACUGCUAAGUCUAGUCCAGUUUGAUGAUGUCAUGUUUGUGUGGCUCAGAUUGUCUGCUUGCAUGUGUUUGUGCUCAUUGUCGUGCUAAGACAAGACCAGUGCUCAGCUAGUGUCAGGCCUAUUGUGCUGUAUACUGUACUGCAAAGCUUGGGGCAUCAACUCAUGGCCAGGGAUAUGUAAACACCACUGCCACUGUUCAGUAUCUGAUGGACAUGCUGUGAAUUAUGGUUGGCUUUUGGAGAAGGGAUUGUACUGUGGUAGACUUUAGAUCACCCAGAAUUUUGAUAAGAAAAUUGUGGGUCAGGAAAAUCAAGGCUUUAAUAUGAGAGCAUAAAGCAUCUCAUGAGGCAGUGCAUAUAAUGAAGCAAAUUUCAAAAAGGAUUUCAUAAAAUUAAGAUAUUAGUUUAAGUAAGGCCUAUGGAAAUAGUUUCAGAUAUUUUGCAUCAACUGUGCAUCAACUUCAUAAACUUUAUUUCUAGAAUAGAAAAUACCAACUGUCAUGAAGCAUAAAUUUAUGAUUUCUUUACAGGAAAGAUGACAUUUUGCAUUUUAAGUACUACCCAAGUUGUUUUUGUGUGGAUAAUAAUCAGUAAUUUUAAUGGCAAGGCUCAAGGGGUUGCCAAGGCUUGAGAGGCAGGCGGUCAUGACCCAGCCCGGUGUCCUGUUUUUCCACGUCCUCUUAUUUCUGGUCGUCCGUUUUGUUUAUAAACCAAGAGGCGAAUUGCUAUUAACACGUACGGAUCCGUGUAUGCAGCUGGUUGGGUGUACAUGGCUGUCCCCCCAGUGUUUUCAAGCACGGGAUGGCAUAUUGUUUUAUUCUAUCAUAGGAAAACAUCAAUGAAUCUAGUACAGUGCUCUGUUUUGUAAUAGGUGAAGUGAAGGACCAAUAAAUAGCCUUCAUGCAGUGAUUCAUCAGUAGAUUUAUGGGAAGUAGCAUCUUGCUAUUUUCAAAAAACAAAAUUGUCUUAUCUGACCAGCUGCGUACACAGGUCCGUGUUCAUAGCAAUCUGACUUUUGGUUUGUAAACAAAACGGAUGCCAGAAAUAGGAGGACAUGGAGAAACACAACACCGGCAACAGGAGACUCGUGGAUCUGAGGGCAUUUUUUGAGAGACAGUUGAAAGGUGUUGUCAGAUUUUAUAUAUGUACAUUUUUUGAAAUGUUGUUGUAAGUUUGAAUUUAUAAUAAACAACGCUUUUUCAAGAC